GCUGUAUUAUCCAUUAUAAGCGCUUACACAGACCAUCUGUUAGCAUUAGCAUUAGCUGUAUUAUCCAUCUCUCAGAUUUCCACUGUUCACACACUUUUCCUGACCUUUAACUACAGACUUCUUUCCCUCACGGGUUCAUUUUCAGAAUGUUUCCACAGGAAAACACCACAUAUUUCAGUGGGAGGUGACGUUGUGUGAUUCAGCAUUUGUCGGAUGAAUUUUUUAUUUUUUUUCCCAUCUCAGAUAACAGAAGAAAAGGGAAAACGAAACCCCCAUGACAGUGGGUGAACACAGUCAGUGGUGUGUGACAUUCAGCUCAUCCACCUCCGGACUGAUGCUGUCACUUACUUUUCUUUCUUUCUUUUUUUGUUUUUUUGUUUUUUGCUGUGCACUUCCUCUGUUUACUUCCCCUCAAACUCAAACACACUCAGUCUCAGUCGGACUUUGACGCACGAUGGAAACACUAGAGCUGCCUGUCCUCUGACUCCACCACUAUGAGUAAGCAGGACAAGAUGGAGCCCAAAUAUGAUCAUGGACUGGAUCUGCUGCUGGCUCACAUGAACAUAGAGGACAUCAUCAGCGCUGCAGAGACACUGUAUCAGCUGGAGGAGGAAGAGGAGGAGGAGGAAGAGGAGGAGGAGGAGCACAGUCUGUCCCAGGAAAGGAUGGAUGAGAACGAGGAGGGUGGGGCCCUGCUGGAGGGCUCAGGGGGAGGGGCCCAGGACCCUGGAGGCGGAGCCGGAGGGGUCCGCUACGGGACGGUGACGGAGCUGCUGUCCUUCGUCAACCUGCUGUCCAGUACGGAGAUGGCAACCCUGCAACAGCUGAACCAGGAGAUGGGAGUCCUGCUCAACCAGAAGUUCAUGGCUGUAAAAAAAGGACGCUACCAGGUGAACACGGACGUGCUCCUGUUUCCAUGGAAACUGACCUACAAGAGUCCCGGCUGUGGCCUCAUCCCCAAAGGCUCGUUUGGAAAAGUCCACCUGGCCCAGGACACGUCCACCAGGAAGAGGAUGGCAUGUAAACUGAUCCCUGUCGAGAACUUCAAAGCGGCCGACGUGGAGUUCCAGGCGCGUUUCCGUCACGAGAACAUCGCGGAGCUGUACGGCGUCGUGCUGUGGGAUCAGAAGGUCCACCUGUUCAUGGAGGCGGGGGAGGGCGGUUCGGUUCUGGAGAAACUGGACAGCUGUGGACCCAUGAGGGAGUUCGAGAUCAUCUGGGUCACCAAGCAGGUCCUGAGGGGUCUGGAGUACCUGCACUCACACAACGUCAUCCACCACGACGUCAAACCCAGUAACAUGGUCCUGAUGUCAGACAAAGCGGUGCUGGUGGACUUUGGUUUGACGGUGCAGAUGACAGAUGACGUCUACCAUCCAAGAGACCUGAGAGGAACUGAGAUGUACAUGAGUCCAGAGGUGGUUCUGUGUCGAGGUCAUGACACCAAAGCUGACAUCUACAGCCUGGGCACCAGCAUCAUCCACAUGCAGACCGGAAACCCCCCCUGGGUGACGCGCUACCCCCGCACCGCCUACCCAUCAUACCUGUACAUCAUCCAUAAACAGGCUCCGCCCCUGGAGGACAUUGCGGACGACUGCAGCCCGGCCAUGCGCUCCUUCCUGGGUCGGGCCCUGGAGAGGAACCCGGUCCUGCGGAGUUCAGCCUCAGAGCUGCUGAAGGACGAGGCCGUCAACCCCCCCAGGGAAGAACAGCCCCGCUGCUGGAGCCUGGACUCAGCCCUGGGGGGGGACGCCACACACCCCCCCCUACGCCAGCACAGCCAGCACCAGGACACCACACAGGAAUCGUCUCUUUACUCUGAAGACUCUGCACACGGCCGUAGAAAAGGCUCCUUGUACAUCGACCUGGGGGCUUUAUCUGGGUACUGUAAGCUGGUGAGCGGACCCCCCACCUCCGAAUACGCCUGAAACCACACCCACCACCCACCAAAGAGGAGGAGCCAACAGGUGCAUUCGAUAUGAUGACCUUCAGCUCCCUCCAGACUGGUGGAGGACUGAGGCUGGACUCCUAAUGAGGACCAGCAGAUCCACAGGGGACUGAGGGGGACCAGGUGGACCAGGUGGACCACGCUGCAGGACAGUGGAUGGACGACAUCAAGCGUUUACAAAGGUCAAAGGGUCACGUGGAAACUAUCAGGGCGCUUCUGUGAAACUGGUGCUGAAUGUUCUGAAGCAGGUUUGGAAACACUUUGGGUUUAUUUGAAAAACAAAUACUCACUGAGAUAAAAGACAAACUAUUUUUCACAUAAAACACAUUUAUAUAUUUU
Sphaeramia orbicularis (orbiculate cardinalfish) is the source of this 2284-nucleotide messenger RNA. RefSeq names its product mitogen-activated protein kinase kinase kinase 8-like. Gene Ontology annotation, molecular function: protein kinase activity; ATP binding. The coding region runs from base 495 to 1925 and encodes 476 amino acids. The transcript has 8 exons. Gene Ontology annotation, biological process: protein phosphorylation. Lineage: Eukaryota; Metazoa; Chordata; Actinopteri; Kurtiformes; Apogonidae. The record is from RefSeq and is a predicted model, not a curated record.